UCCAACGGUAGACACACAAUGCUCGUUAAUAGGCUCCAGAUGCCUUUACAGAAAACGCACGUCCGCUGGCUGUGUGGAUUGCCUUCUCUCUUUUGAGUCGCACAGGUACAAACUGAUCUUUCUGCUAUCGAAAAAAAGGCCAAGAUUAUGGGGUUGUAUCAGAUUUCAGAACACGUGGAAAGCUUAUUUGCGAGGCUGGCGACUGCGCGCCCGUCCUCCCUGUGAUGGAGGAGCGCGGCGGUGGUGCAUCGGUGGAAUUGUGUGAAAGGUGCAGAGGAGAUAAUCAAUGAAGACACCGAGGGCUCCCGUGCGUUUGGGCAAGGUCAGAGUCUAGCCUGGAUGAGAUUAUGUCCAUGUGGAGACAGCAAGGACGGACUUUUACGCUUCCUCUCGGGGGACGAGGUCGCCUGGGGAUGUCCCCUGAAAACCAAGAGUUUCUCUCUGCGCGUUGGAUUGCAGAGGCAGCGAAAAUCCCUCCAUCUGCAUGAUCAUGGUUGAGCUUCAUUUUUAGACAAUCUCUCCAAGCUGCGCGGUUUCUUUCUUUUCACCUCCAGCCGGGAGAUAAAGUUUCUUCUCUCUGCUCGACGGCUGGAUGAUUUAUUCGGUCACUGAUUCCUUUUAAUUGCGCACAGUUGAACCCGGUUAAGGUGAUUUAGAGGCUGCUGGUUAAAGGGGCAGCGGUGGAUUGAAUUCCAUUAGAGCAGCAAACCAAACAGCGGCCAGCCAGCUGUGUUUUCUGGACGGUCACAUCUGUCGUUGUUGUCGUCGCUGUCCAUGGUGCUGAACUCGUGCUCCAGGAAUGGUGGAGACGCUGAGUAUCGCAGUCAUCGGUGCUCCCGGAGUGGGGAAAACUUCUAUAAUCCGCCAGUUCAUCUAUAACGACUUCUCGGAGGUGUACACGCCGACCAGGACCAGAUAUGUGUACAGACCCUCCGUCAUACUGAACGGGAACAUGUAUGAGCUGAAGAUUUUGGACGUCCCGCCAAUCUCCUCUUUUCCAUCAAGCUCCAGCCAGGAGUGGCUGGAUCUACGCUGCAGAGGUGUUCGCAAUGCCAACGCCUACAUCCUGGUUUAUGACAUCUGCUGCGUGGAGAGCUUUGAAUAUGUCAAAAUGAUCCGACAGCAGAUAGUGGAGCACAGGGAGGGCAGCAGCAGUGAGGUACCAAUCCUGGUGGUGGGCAACAAGAGAGAUCUGCAGCGGCAGCGCUUCAUGCCUCGCAGGGCAGUGUCUGUCCUGGUGAAGAAGACCUGGAAGUGUGGUUACGUGGAGUGCUCUGCCAAAUUUAACUGGCAUGUUGUCCUGCUCUUCAAAGAGCUGCUGGGCAUUGCUGUGGCCCGGGGCAUGCGCCAGAACCACACCUCCAUCCGUCUGCAGGGGGCGCUACAGAGGAAUCGCUGCACCAUCAUGUGACCCUGAGAGUUCCCUCCACCCCUCUUACCUCAGGAGUGGAGUGGCAGAGGAGAAAAGGACUUUUUAUCUAAAUGGCUGGAAAAAUACCCUGUGGCCUCCUGCUUUACUGAGCUGAUUUUUCAUAAUGAGGUUUAUUAGACUCUUGCACUGUAAAAGACACUAAAGUUUCACACAUGGUCAUCCAACCACUUCCUAGUCAAAUUCUGCCAGAUGUGUAGAUGCAAGGAAGGAAGUAUGAGAGGAGGCAGGUGAAAAUGAAUACGAUUAGCAUAGCACAGUUAUUUUUCUCGUGUUAGCUAGACAUUUGAGGCUGUGCUUCCCGAAAUUACACAGCAGCAGGUCUUGUUGAGGAUUGUCUUGUGGCUGUAGCUGGGCCUGAAAGGAUGGAUGCUGUGUUUGUAAGACUCAAAAUGGAGAGGCAGCAAUAUCAUCGAGUCUUCCUUUGAAUUUGUCAUAUUUAGUAAGGUCAACAGCUGACAUAUUUGGCCUUUGGCAUAUUUAGAUUUAUUUGAAGGCAAUGGUGAACAAGACAGAACAGAUAAAGAGCAAAAAAUAUUAAUUUCUGGAGAGAUUAUCUGGACAUGUACAGGUACAGUUAGAUGGCAUUUAAUUUUAGAUUGUGUGGUACAGUAGCCUACAUUUUUUUCUUUUCAUGUCCCUGUUACAAACUUUGCCUAGGGUAAAAGCUGUUUGCUCAGAUGAAGGUUGUUUUAAGGUUGUCUUGCAGCAGAAAAUACUGCAGUCCCUUAUCAUGUUGUACUGUAGGACUUUAAUCUGCUCCCUCCCCUCACUCAGUGUCUGUUUCUGAUGAAUACAUUAAAUCCAGGGAACUGGGGACCGGCAGGAGGCUGCGGAGCCUGAAACGAGAACAUGUACUGUACAUGCACUGUGGAUGUGUGGGCGUCUGUGUGUGUCUGAGUGUGCAAGUGGGGGAGAGGGAGACAGAGAGGGGCAGGUUUGAUAGCUGACAUUCAGACAAGCAAAGGACAGACACAGCAAAAUAAGAGACAGAUGUUGAAGCUUUGGAUUAGGAAGGAGCAAUAAAAUCCCACAGGGAUGUCCUGACUGACUAUAUGUACAACCAUAUAAUAUUCAAAAAGCCUCACACACAGUAGAUGUAAUCCACUCAUGCUCAGAUAUCCUGCAGAAAUAAGGAAGUAGAACUCAAUGGCUUCCACAAAACACCCCAUGAGUGCAACACAGACACACAGGGAACCUUAAUAAAGCUUUCAUAUCAGUAUCUGAAUAGUAUCUAAUUGGUAAUGUUGUGAGAUUAAUAUUUGCUUUUUCAUUUGAUUAGGCCUAGCUAGGUACUUUGUGAAUAUGGCUGCAUUGAAAGUUAGCAGACCUAUUGUAUAUAAGAGUAAUUGACUUGCAUGCUUUUGUUGGUAGAGCCAACGGGUCAGGGUUUAAUUGCACUGAUGUGAAAAUGUGAUAUUGUGUUUAUUUUUUUGUAAUACAUGGUUUUCAGACACUGUAAUGAACAGCUGAGUGGAGUGAAUGUGGUCGUUUUUCACUGACAUGUGAGAGCACAAGCUCAUGAUCCUCUCCAAGACGUAGUGUUGAACCCUUCAAUCAGGGCAGAUGGCUGUGUUAGUUUUUUGUUUGUUUGUUUUUCUAGUUAAAUUUAAAAAAAAACAAAGAAAUAAUGAAAAAAGGAAAUAUGUAGCAGAGAUACACUAGAAAGCAACUGUGUGUAGCAUGGGUUCUCAUCAGUUUGUUUGUGUGCGUGUUUCCAAAUAAAAAGGGCUACAGUUUUUUAUCAGAAAUAUUACUUGUAUUUAUUUUUACUGUGUUAGUACUGUGAGUAUUUUUUUUCUUGACACAUGAUGAAUUAUUAAAUGCAUUUGAGA
Molecule: messenger RNA, 3264 nt
Organism: Toxotes jaculatrix (banded archerfish)
Lineage: Eukaryota; Metazoa; Chordata; Actinopteri; Toxotidae
Gene: rasl10a
Product: RAS-like, family 10, member A
Exons: 3
Coding region: 800-1411 (203 amino acids)
Molecular function (GO): GTP binding; GTPase activity
Source: RefSeq, a predicted model, not a curated record